AUGGCAGUGCGCAACAAGAGCAGCGAGAAGAUCAACACUGAUAGGGCGCUCAGUAAGACGGGGUUCAGGUCAGACAAGAGGUUGUGCAGGCCAGCCCUCCCUGAGAUGCCAGAUGAGCUUGUUUUGGAGAUCCUCCUCCGUCUCCCAGUGAAAUCACUCCUGAAGUUCAAGUGUGUAUGCAAGGACUGGCACGCCAUCAUCUCAGGCCCAUCCUUCAUCCGGAUGCACCUUGAGCGCUCCGUGUCCAACCAGCAGCGGCAAUCCUGCUACCUCAUCACCCCGCAUUUGCUGGAUUAUGCCAGUGAUGAUUUAUGGCCAGAUACAUUCUCAAACAACAUCCGCUUCUACAGAUGGCAGCACGGGAGUUGUCAAUCCAGCGCCAGUCUAGUGUAUGCAAGGAACUUUCAAAGGGAGUUUGGAUCAGUCUACAGGUUUGCACAUUGCGACGGCCUUGUGCUGCUGCCCACGGACAACAAGAUGUAUGUUCUCAACCCCGCCACAAGGGACCUGCUUGCUUUGCCCGACAGCCCCCGGCGUAUGCUCGAGCCAUCCUCCUUCUACCGCGGGAAUGUUGGUUUCGGACGCGACCCUCGCACGAACAAGUACAAGGUGGUUCAGUGCUUCCGCCAUUCCACGGACAAUGGCCUGGGGGGCUACAGCACUGGAAUGGAGGUUUUCACAAUAGGAAGCAGCGGUUCUGCGGCAUGGAGGGCCGCCGUGCCGCCGUACCCCGUUGGUAAUUGGAGAAACGCGACUUUCUUCAAGGGGUCUCUGUUCUGGAUCCUCCGCAAGCUCCGUCAGAGGGAGCCCCCGGAGACCCGUCUGCUUCGGUUCUGCCUGCAGGCUGAAACGUUUAGCUUCACCCCGCACCCUCCCUGCCCUGCACUUGACCACCAAAACUUUGCCAUGAGUGAACUAGGUGGUGAACUGUGCCUUGCUCAAUAUGAAUCUUCAGAUCAGAUUGUGAUCUGGAUGGCAAGCGAUGGUGAGGAUCCGAAAUGGAACCGGCGAUACGUCGUUGAUGUGGAGCCAUGCGUCACAAUAGCUAUUUCGCAGUCUGGACUUCUUUUGAAGAGAGUGAACCGUAUGAUCUCACGGUACAACUUCCAGAAUCAGAGCGUGGAGGAUGUGGCUGGGUUGGAAGCUCUGAGGUACCAUGGACCCGGGGCGCGUACUGUGGAGUACAAGGGAGCAAACUUGUUCUUCUUCGAUAUGAUUCCGUACACAGAAAGUCUCAUUCCCCUACACCAUGCAAGAUGA
This is a messenger RNA of Triticum turgidum subsp. durum (durum wheat), 1260 nucleotides long. The record is from the annotation of a GenBank genome assembly. Lineage: Eukaryota; Viridiplantae; Streptophyta; Magnoliopsida; Poales; Poaceae.